This is a messenger RNA of Fusarium verticillioides 7600, 930 nucleotides long. RefSeq names its product small nuclear ribonucleoprotein G. The record is from RefSeq and is a predicted model, not a curated record. Gene Ontology annotation, cellular component: U12-type spliceosomal complex; P granule; SMN-Sm protein complex. Gene Ontology annotation, biological process: mRNA splicing, via spliceosome; spliceosomal snRNP assembly. Bases 39 to 293 code for a protein of 84 amino acids. NCBI's taxonomy places the organism in Eukaryota, Fungi, Ascomycota, Sordariomycetes, Hypocreales, Nectriaceae. The transcript has 4 exons. Gene Ontology annotation, molecular function: RNA binding.
GAAACAGCAUCCAACUAUUCAACCAUUUAUUGCUCAAGAUGGCGCCCGCACAACCUGAGCUGAAGAAGUACCUCGACAAGAGACUGUUCGUCCAGUUGAACGGCAGCCGAAAGGUCAUCGGUAUCCUCCGAGGCUACGAUGUCUUCCUGAACAUUGUCCUCGACGAAGCGGUGGAGGAAAAGGAUGGAGGAGAGAAGGAGAGAAUUGGCAUGGUUGUCAUCCGUGGUAACUCGGUAGUGAUGCUCGAGGCUCUCGAGAGAAUCGGCGGCGACGACCGACGUGGAGAACGAUGAUCCUGAAGAAUGGCGGAAACACUAGAAGAGACGACGGAAAUUAUGUGAUCUUUCUUGGCGUUAAGGUCGAAAAUGAGACAAGUCCUUGAGGGCAGUUUGUUUGGGUCACAUCUUACUAGAUAUCAAGAGAGGAAGGAUAUCCUCGAAUUGUUAUGUUACACCAUGUCCAGCCAAACACUACACUACCUUACUCCUUCUUCUCCCAAACCUUUUCGUCAUAGGAGUCCAUCAACUGGCCAGCAUAUGCCUUUUGCCAACCCUUGAUACCUCCAAUCAGAAUUUCAGCCUUGACCUCCGUCUCUUCAACUUCAUCGAGGUAGUCCUGCAUCCAACCAGCACAUCGGGGGCCUCGACUACCGCAGCUUCCUGGGUAACAAUGAGUACCAGACCGGUUUGGUUUAUUAGGCGAUGACUUACCGCAAUAAAAGAUGAUUCUCUUGAUACCCGCCUGUUUGACAAGCUGAUAGAUCUGAGGACGGGUCUGAUACAACGUAUGAGCGGGGAGAUUGACGGAUGUAGCGAUAGUGCCGCCCUCCCAGUCCGUCCUUCGAACAUCUACUAGCAAAAAGUCCCUGUGAGCAUUCUUUCCGGAAGCUGCAUUCACUUCAAUAAGCUUUGCGACAAUUGAAGGGUCCGU